Xyrichtys novacula (pearly razorfish) is the source of this 11237-nucleotide messenger RNA. The record is from the annotation of a GenBank genome assembly. Lineage: Eukaryota; Metazoa; Chordata; Actinopteri; Labriformes; Labridae.
AGUCGGUUCGCGGUUGCGCCAACUGGUAGAGGAUGUUGCUAGCAGCCUGGGUAGAUGCACAGCCUUUUUCACAACAAUAACAUCAACCAAAUUUGCAUCUCCACAUACCUGAUCUGAGGAUUAUUCUUUCGGAACGCGACCGUAAACCGUGCAUUGGACCGAAGCACGCCGGAUUUCUUUGUGUGUUUGCUGACUUGAUGUUGUGUUGACAAUGGGAGCGGAGGUUUGCAGGUUUACAGAGCUCCUUUCUGCAGGAGCACAAACAGGAAUCAUGGCUGCACAGCUAGGCCGCAGGAGGAUUCUGUAGCCAUCAGCGGCUGUCCGUUUAGAGAGAAAUUGUAUGUAGGCUUAACGCGAGAAUUUCGGUGUUGGUGCUAAAAAAACUAAAGUCCUAGUCACACCAUUAGAGGCGGGUUUUGUUGUCUUAUUUAGCCCGCGACACAAGCUAACGAGCCCGCUAGCUUCACAACCUUGACUGGCUGACGUCUUCAUAGCCGGCUAACAAGAGCUAGCACCGCUUUACCGGCCAUCCGCUGGGCUAAAACAUUUUCAAAAAGGGACUCUCAUCGAGGGAUUUGCUCUCAUCUUUGUGUGCCGGGUUGGCAUCUGUACCACGGUUAUUUUUUGAACCGUCUGCUGCUGGAUGAAUGUGGGACAAAAUGGAGACCCCGACGAUUGUGUACGAUCUGGAUACCUCUGGGGGCUUAAUGGAGGUGAGGCUGCUCUGCUCUCAGGCCCGUUUAAAGAGAAAUAACCCCUUUUGGAAAACGCUUUCAAGCUCAGGAUUUACACGAAAAGCUCUUUUAUUAUUCGACUUUUAGUCCUCUGCUGAUAAUGGAGGAUGUAGUUAUGAGAAAUGAGUCUCUUUUUCAGUGAUCUGAUCAGCAACAGCGCUCUUUGGCCUCCUGAACGACUCUUUUUGGGACCACUUUUAUGAAUUAGACAAACUCUGCAUGGUUUCAAAAUAUGACUAUCAUGUUUGCAAACGUUAGUAAAUCAGUGUAGUUGAGUUUUUACAAGCUGUUCAAUUUCCAGAACCCCCUGUCUGAUCAAUUAUUACAGUAUCCAUGAAGCAAUUACUCAGAGGAAGACUCAGAUGAAGAGAAGCUGGGCGGAUAACAAUAACUAUAAUAUUAAACUUUAGCCAAAAGCUUAUUCAGAUAAAGAGUUUUUUAAAUAUUUUCUUAACUGAACUUUAUUUUUCCUACUGGGCCAUUAGAUCACUAACUUAGCAAGGAGACAUUUCAACACUCACACUGCCAAAUCAAAACCUCCUUUUAUCUGAGAGCACAAUUCACAUUGUAUGUAAUUCACACAUUGUUUUAGAGGCAUUGCAAAAAUAUAAAUGAAAAAAUAAAUAUAUGUUGAGCUCAUAUUCAUCUUCAUAUACAAUUUCUAAUGUAUAAACCUGCUAAUUGGAAAAGUAAUGGCGCUUAUAUCUUUCAUUAUCAAAUUAAAGCCACAUCACAAAUACAUCAGAGAAAACCAAAUGAUUAUAUGAAAGGCUGAUACCCAGAGUGGAUGUCCAGUAGUGCUGAUAUUCAACAAAUAUGUUGAUCUAUCUCUUAAUUUUAUUCCUAGUUGGGCAAGAUGAUUAUUUAAGUAAAAUAAGUGGUCAUUUUUAUAUAUAUAUUUUUAAGUAUUUGGUUAUUACAUUGAUCAUUACCUUCACAAACAACUGUCCAAUAUGUCUUCAAACAAGUAUACGUACAAGAGUUAAACAAUGGACAAAAGUGAAAGUCAAAACAGAUUUAUCUAUAACUUAAAUUUAUAAUUUAAAAGCAAGUAGCGAUUGAAAGACAUGCUGUCAAAUGCAUUGAAGAAACGAUACCAAAGAUGAAGCAGUAUUAUUUAAAAACACCAAAACUCCAAAUUCUCCAUCUGUAUCAUUAUAUUAACAUAUGACAUACUAUUUUUUCACAGCAAAUCCAAACACUGCUAGCACCCCCCAAGUCAGAGGAGGUGGAGAAGAGGAGUCGGAAGUUAGUGAGAGAUGUUCGAAGGAGUGGCAGGGCCACUAACCAUGACACCUGCGAUAGCUGCCGUGAGGGGGGAGACCUGCUCUGCUGCGACCACUGCCCUGCAGCCUUCCAUCUCCAGUGCUGGUAAGUUACAGUUAUUUAAACAAAGGAGCACUGUGAAAAGGUUUGCACGCAUCAGUGGAUAGUCAGACCGGAGCAAACAAUGGGCUGCAAGUUUUAGUUGCAGUAAGCUGCAUGUAAAAGUUACACGAUGAAUGCAAAAAUCUGCAGGAACCUUGUCUUGCUCUGGGUUGCAGCAGAGGAAGUAACACAUGCAGUAUGCAGAUUAAAAGCCACCCUCUCAGAGACAGCGAUACAAACUUGAUCCUAAAAGUACAGUUCCCUAGUCUUCCAUGUUCAGUCUACAUCAAAACCCGAACACCACUGUCAUCCCUAAUUAAUUUUAGAUUUUUAUCGCAUGUAUGAACAGCUCUGAACCUAGCUGAGAGGAGAUUUGUCUAGCUCUUAUGUUUACAGAGUAAAUAAGCUCAUCAGAACACCUAAAGAAACCCCAAAAAAUUGUAUACUGUGAUGGUUUAUUAAAUAGAAACCAAAUGCCCAAAAGUACUUAAGUUUUCUACUUUCUCACCAUCUGCAGAUGUUAUUUCUGAAUGUGCUAAAAAGAUGCUGAAAGAUAUUUUUGCUUUAAUUUAGUGAAGCACAGAAGUAUUUGGAACAUUUUACAAAAGUAUUCUUUGGUUGUCUUGAAGGAAAAUAUGGACUUAUCAUUCUGGUGGUAAUCAUUCACAUAUUUUCCACCAAGGUCAUUUCUAAUGAGGUAGAGAUGAAAAAGUUGUUAGGGCUUAAAAUUAUUUAAUACUCUUGUAUGCAACUGAACCAAGGAGGGCGGUAGUGAGCUUUAUGCCGCUUCAUGAUGUGCAAAGCAGUUUCGCCGAUUUCUUCUGCACGCUUAAUUAAACACAAAAUGUAUAAUUAAACCACAAUUUUAGUCUUUUUUAUUCAACUGGAGGCAUUAGUUGGUUAAAUUCGAGGUUUAUUGAAUGGAAUUCUGAGAAGAGAGUGAUCAGUUAUCCAGAAAGUUGCUCACCGUUAUGAUUCCUUGCUCUGUGGAGAGUGUUUGUGGUUAUAGAUGUUGUUUUUUGUUGCUUUCGGAUCAUCGUUAAAUGAUGGCGUCGUGAUAUUCUUUAUUGUUUCGAUAAAGUAUAUAAAUGGGGCGUACAAUUUUGCCGCCUGUGCCUGUAGUCAGUCCUCCCCUCCUGCAGCCAGCGGAGCCGCUCACUGCUGCUAAAAAUGGAGUCGAGUCUGCCUCUGUUUACAAUAUGGCGACCUCACUGCUCCCUUUUUCAUUCUACCGCCAUCUUACCAACCUUUAAACUACUGCUUUGGCUAAAAAAGGCGCAUAAAUCUGAAGUCGUAUACAAUGGUAUUGUAGCGGUAUCACAUUAGCGUCUGUUAAUGAUAUAAAGGCUCGUUUAUCGCAGUGUUCCUCCACCACCGCUUUACGUUGCUCCCCGUUAAUGUGUGCAUGAAGGAUUAUUUUAACUUCGACAUUUGGGGGAGUUGAUUUCAGUGUCACUUGGAAACCACGAAACAGAUAGGGGUUAUAUCCAUAUAUGGUCAUGCUUGUGCUGGCUUUAUCUUCACCAUAUACAAUGUAGAGACACAUCUGCUGAGUUAAUGUCUGUAAUUUCACACUAACUUCUUGCUGUGUUUAACAGUGAGUGGGAGAUUUGGUACUGUUCACUAUAACUCAACCGUGACAUUUUCCCUCUUUACACAUUUAUGUCAGUAAAUUUGAACAUCACAUAGGGAAAGCUUUUUUAAUCAUCUUUUGUUGGUGUGAGCAUGUCUUUCUCCAUAUUUUCAAUGGUAACUGGUAAACUGGUAUUUAGAUGACUAGUCUAUGUUAGUGAUGAGUGUGUUUUUGUAGAUUUUACACUGUUGGUGUUUACAUUGUGUAAGUUAUGCUUUUAAUUUGCAAUUAAACCAGACAUUUAGACACGUUUCUUUUAAGUUCUCAGAUGUAUUCUGUAAUAUAAAUAGCAUCAAUCAAUCCACUAGAGGGAGACAUAGAGGAUGUUUUCUUAGUAGCUUUUAAUUUUUAAAUGUAAUCUGCCAAAAAUACUUACAUUGAUGACAAAACUGUAGCCAUAAGAAGCUAAUGUAUAUUUUUACAUUCAUAGUAUGCUUAAAAAAUAUUUGAAUUAGAUCAUAGAUGUCAUUCAUAAUGUCAUUAAGAUAUAUUUCAUACCUGAUCACUCAUGUCAGAAUUUAUCUUUUGAUUUCAGCAACCCUCCUCUUAGUGAAGAAAUGCUCCCACCUGGAGAAUGGAUGUGUCAUCGCUGCAAUGUUAGGAAAAAAGUGAGUGGAAUGUCUUUCCAUGUAUACAGCUACCGCUCCACUUUGUUUGACAAUAGUAUUUGUGUUCUGAAUGAGUCGUCUAAUCUGUCUUUAUUUUGUCUGUCAGAAGCGAGAGCAAAAGCUGGAGCAGACAAAUGGUCUACCAGAGCGGUCCUCAUGUAAGCGCUCUUCGUCUCCAGCUGUAGAGCUGGAGCUCAAUGCUGGCCCGCUACGGCUUGACGGUUUGCCCCCAGGUGCUGGAGCAGCCGGACCAGGACUACGAGUGGCCCAGGUGCGCCUCCUGGACCGCAGGACUAGCAGCAGGCCCAGCAGCCGCCCUGGGACACCCAACUCCAACACUUCGUCCACCCCGACCCCGUCAGAGGAGCAGAAUGACGGGGAAGAGGAGGCAGCUGAGGCUGAUGAUGAAGUUCAAGGUGCAGAGCUGGAAGGUGCUACGCUGUCUGCUCCGAUGCCACGCCUCUUAAAGAGACCUUUUCAGCUGCUUAUAGCAGCUGCCAUGGAGAGAAACCCCACACAGUUUCAGCUGCCCACUGAGCUCACCUGCACCACAGCACUGCCAGGUCAGUGUUCAUAUCAGGGUCAGAAACUUUUACUUUUCAAGAAUGCUUUUUUUGUGAGGAAACUGUGAACAUUAUUACAUGUUUUAAAAAGAAUUUAAAUAAGAGAUAAUUACCAAGCAAUCCUGGGUUUAAGUUAGGGUUUAAGAUUUUUUCCCCCUCCUGACAGGUCAUUUAGCAAUGGCUGCUUCUCAUUUUUAAUCUCUUUUUAUGUCUGAAAUUUCAGGUAGCAGUAAACGGAGAAGAAAAGAGGAGCUGCUAGGGAAGCCAUUCAGGAGGCCUCAGCAUGAGUUGGAUUCUAAUGGUCUGGUUCCUCUACCUGUCAAAGUCUGCUACUCAUGCAACAGGUGAGUAUUGCAACAUUGGGGUACAUGCAAAGAUUUAAGAAAGACCUGAUUUCUCUGACUAAGCCGGGUUCUCUUCAUUUCCUCACACAGGAGUUGCAGGUUGGCUCCACUGAUCCAGUGUGAUUAUUGUCCCCUCCUGUUUCACAUGGACUGUCUAGACCCUCCACUCACAGCUCUACCUGCCGGCAAAUGGAUGUGUCCGAACCACGUUGAGCAUUUAGUGGUAAGGAGCAAGCUCUUAUUUCUAGUAGUUAAUUUCAGCCUGUUCAAUAUGAUGACUAUUAAAAUGUUUGCUUUGAAUUCCAGUUGAAUCAGAGGAGCCUGAGUUUGUCCAGCCGCUGUCAGCUCUUCGAUCAGUUCCAGGACCGGAUGUCCCAGCAUGCUGUCAAGCUGGACUUCCUGCGAAGAGUUCACCGACAAAACGCACCAAACCGACGGACUACCCGCCAGCACAGCAAGAAGAGCAUAAAGGUGGGCCUGAGAUGACCACCAUUUGUAUUUUAGAGAAUAACUGGUGUUAAGUUUUCCCAGUGUUUGAUGGUUACUUUAUCUACAAGAUGUCAAAGAGUUUUUUUUUUUUUCAUGUGUUUUUUUUUGCCUAUGUGAUCCAAAGAUAUUACUUUAACUGUCAGGAUAAGAAAAAGAAGUCAUACAUAGACAAUUUGAACAUUUUUAAACUUGGCCGUGCUUUUAUCCUUGCAUAGUUUGAGUUUACUUUUCUGAUAACCACUCUUUGGUCUCAGGUGCCGGAUUCCAUAAAGUCUCAGUACCAAAACCCUCCACCAUUGUUGCUUCCUGCACGAAUGCGCCAACUUGAGCUGGUUUGUAGCGGCGUCCCUGACCAUCAGUCCUCGAAACACCUGACCACAGAGGCUGAGCAAAAGGAGGUGAGCAGGCCAAUUUAAUUUAAACAUUAGAAAACAGCUGACAGGGUUGGGUUUAAAGCAGUUAAUGAUAGUUACUUAUGAAGCAAAGAAGUGUAUUAUUGACUCACAGUCUAACCUGUACCUGGUGUAAAAAGUCACAACAAUUGAGGACAGAAAUGUUUGAAAUGUUGUUUUUUUUAUUUGAUAAUGAAAUAAAAUUCAUUGACGGUCCCUUUCUCUGUUGUGAAACUGAACAGUGGCUUAAGGAUGUCAUCGCCCUGCAGUGCAGCAUCAUGAGACAUCUAUCCACCAAGCAGAAAGCAUCGUCCACCCUGCCAUCUGAGUGGAGCUCUGAACAGAAAUCUAAAUCUUGUGUAACGUUAGAAGAUGUAAAAUCGAAAGCCUCUAUAGGCAGGACUUCCUCCCCUGAGCCCUGUUCUAAACCCUGCAGUACACCUGAUGACACCCUAUCAGAGCUGGCUGUUUGUAAAUGCAGCACAACGUUUUGUCAGAACUGCAGGAAACCUAACGGACCUCUGACAGAGGAGCACCAGCCUCCCAAAGCUAACGGACCUGUAGACUGUAACUGCUCCUCAGACUCCUGCAGACAGGGGGAGCUGCACAGACUCAAGCCCAGCACCACACCCUCAGACUCUUCUCCUGCCUCUGGGCUGCCGAACCACAUACGAGCAGAAACGGUUAAAAAGGAGCCGGAGAGCACGACGGAGACCUGCGCUCAGAAAAUCAGCCCCACUGCCCCCACGAUAUGGCCCCACGGAGGCCAGCGGAACCACAGGAGUCAGAUGGAGCUGCAGGAGGAGAGCAGGGAGGAGAAACCCUCCAUCACCAGCAGUGCCCUCUCAGAAAUGCCACCUAGAGGCAGCACAGAGCAAGACAAGAACAAGCUGGGGGCAGCAUCGCUCACUCCAGGUACGACUAUCUUGGAGGUAGAGAAAAAAGAACUUUUAAGAAAAACUGUCAAAAAAUACCAUAAGAUAAGAAGAACUUUAAUGAUACUCAAAGGGAAAUUCAAUAAGUCAGUAAUACAGAUAAUUUGGUAAUGAGAAGCCUUAAAAGGUGUAUUACUGAUUUUAAUGUGUUGAUAGUCAAUGCUAAAUGUGGAUAAAGUUUCAACGUGUGAGGUGUACAUGUGUUGAUGUAAUCCCAGAAUUAGACAGAUUGAUGGACCUCUUCUGAGUAAAACAGCAACCCUGUUCAAUGUUGGGAAUUGUUUUUUUCUCUUUCCAAAUGUUCCAGGUCUGAUUUGGGGUCUAAAUCAAAAGGCCAUGUUUCAUUAUUUGCCAUCUUGAACACAUAAACAUAACUUUGUAGCAUUGCAACAGUGGAGGAGACUUCUAGAGUGCUGGGGAAAAAUAGAAGAGAUAGUGGUUGAGAGGACGGACAUCUUUCAAAAGCGGCUGAAGUGAGGGUUUUAAAAGAAAGUCAUGUGAAGUCAUUAUAAAGCUCUUAGAAGGACAAUGUAAGGCCUAGAGGAUAAACAAAAUACAUCUCUGAUAACGUUGUAUUUCCCUCAGCUGUUAAUGUGCUAUUUAUUCCAAUGAAAUGCUGCAAAACUGGAUUUAAGACUGGAAACAGGUUUUGUUUUUAUUCAGGGGGCUCCUCAGAACUCAAAAAAUAAGGUCUGAAGAGGCAUAAUAGGUCAUUGGUCUAGGCUGCAGAAUUAAGUUAAGAUCAUCAUCGUCAUUUAAGUAGUUAAGUUGACUAAACAAUCAUUCAUAAAAAAUCUGUAAUUGCAAAUAACUGCUCUGAGGAAAGUCUGCAGUUACUCUUCCAGCUUGGUAGUUGAGUGACAUCUCUGUUGUACUCUGUACUUCGCUGUCACCUGACCCACUGGCUCCCUCUAGUGUUUGCAGGGUGUUUUGUGCACAAAUGUUAUUUAAAAAAAAGCCUUUGAAUUACUUUAAAAUGUGUAAUGUUUACAUUUAGUCCUAGGUUUAAACACAGUCUUAUGAAGCAAUUAUUUUACUCCCAUCUUGUGGCGUUGUUUCUCUUUUAACAGAUAUAAGGACCAGUACUGGCUCUGGACUGAUGGACUCUCUGCUGCCCAGUGCUCUGUCCUCCAUCACCAACCUAUCCACUUGCAUGAAGGAGGGGAAGGAUGAGGGUGGAGGUACAUGUGGAUGCUGCAUAUUGAACAUUUCAGAUUCUUAAAAGGAUGUUCAUGUUAUUUACACUUGCUGUUGGUCCUUUGUGUGUUUAGGAAUUGAGCUGGAAAAACUAGAUGCAGAGAUGAUCAAACUUCUGGCCUGGCAGAGGAUUCAGCAACUCUUUCCCCCUAAAGUAUCCCCCAGUACUCCCACUCCUCCUCCAGCCCUGAACUCUGCCGUCAAAUCUCCGUUGUCCAGCCUCGAUAGUAAGACACUCACUCACCUAAAUUCUGCUGUUUGGUCUGUGCUCCUGUCCUGACAUUAUUUCUAAAUCCUUCCCUUCACUUCCUCUCAGGUCAGAAGAAGGUGCAGGCCCGAGCCGUCUUUUACCCUCUUACAGGAAAAGGAGGGGCAGUCAGCAUGUGUUACAGGACGUUAUACAUAGGAUCUGGUAAGACAUACUCCAGUUAAGAACCGUUUUUUUUAAUUAUUAUUCAUAUAUAGCAGAGCUUUUUAUAAAACCUUCAAAUAUGACAUGGCACAGGCUGAAAUGUGUUUGAGGCACUCUGUUUCAUGUUUCUCAGUCUUGUAUUGUCACUUUCUUAUCACAGUAGAUUUAUCUUGUGACUGCCUGCACAUUUUUGUCUCUCCUUAGUUUCACAUACUCAUUAGGAAGAUUCAGUAUUUCACAUUAGGAGUGGAGAGUUACAGAAGUUUAGAAACAAGCACUUGUUUGCAGAAUGAUGCACUUUCGACCCUGCAGAUGGUUGUACCUCUGAGCUGGAAUGAAGACAGGGUUUGAUGUAUCUUCAUAUAUCUUUUUUAUGUUGGAUAGGUGCUGACAUGGAUGUGUGCCUUACAAACUACGGUCACUGCAACUACAUAUCGGGGAAACAUGCCUGUAUUUUCUAUGAUGAGGUAUGAACUCUUUACUGUCUUACAGUUUCCCAUGUGAUUGUACUAUUGUUGUUUUACACCUGGUGUUAAAAGUGUGUUUAUGUCCUCAGAACACCAAGCAUUACGAGCUGCUGAACUACAGCGAGCACGGCACCACAGUCGACAACGUCCUCUACUCGUGUGACUUCUCUGAGAAAGCAUCACUGUCUCCACCUAGUGGUCUCGUGGCCAAAGUGCAAGGCAUCAUCCGUGAGUUCAUCUCAUUUUCCCAUAAAGGGGCGUGGACAAAGUUUGAAGCAUCACACACUUGAUUUUACUGCACAGAUUUGUUAAGAACUUAUACUUUUGUACUUUAAAGAAAACUCAUCCCUUUCAAAUAUGUCUGUUUCUUCCUGCUUCUGUAUUUUUCUACAAUACUUGUGCAUGUUAAAGCUUUAUAAUGUAAUGCUAACAUAGAGUUUCAAACAUGUGAGGGAGCUUGGUAUGAAUUUGACCAAAAAUGAUUCACACUUUACGUAACUCAGACUGUGCUGGAGAGGGAGAGAGGUGGGAAGGACGUAAUGGAGUUCUGCUCCAUAGUUCACACACUGGGUUUUAACCUGGUUGUGGUAAAGCAUGAAUGUGUUACAGUAAAACUGAGUGGUUAACAAAACCUCAGCAGAAGGGUGUAAGAGGUACAGAAGUGUAAACUUAUGGGUGUUUUCAUUGUUAGACAUACAACAAUGACAUUCACCAGGAUAACGCUGUCCUAUGCUGUCAGGACCUGAGGGCAGAAUGACAGCUAGGCCGAGAUGGCUGCGUCUGUCUGUAAUAUGCAGGAUAACUGUUCAUUCUUUUGUUGUUCCUGAACUGAAAGGGCGAUGCCUGAUGCCCCUGUGUUCUCCCUUCAGGUCGCAGUAAGAAGCGUGAGGAUGACGAGGGUCCCAGCUCUGCAGUGGGCUUGCUACCUGCCGGCGGGGUGAUGAGCAGCCAGCCUCAAGGCGGCGUUGAGCCGUCGUGCAGCUGCAAGGCGAGCAGCUCCAGCCUGAUUGGAGGCAGCGGGGCAGGCUGGGAGGGCACCGCCCUGCUCCACCACGGCAGCUACAUCAAACUCGGCUGCCUCCAGUUCGUCUUCAGCAUCACAGAGUUCGCCACAAAGCAGCCCAAAGAGGAGCAGAGCACAACCCCUGCUGCCAGUUGCAUUAGCGCCUCGAAUACCAACAGCACCACCAGCAGCAGCAGCAGCAGCACUACCAGCACCGCCCCCUCCUCCACCCCUACACCACCACCACCUCCUCCUCCACCCAGUACUGCCACAGUGAGCGGCCCCUCCAGCCAGGAGGAGCCAAACACUAUGACCCCUCCGCCCCACCAAGUGCCCGUUCUGCAUGCUAAUUCUGUUCCAUAACCCGCACAGGAAGUCCCGCCCUCCCUCCUUUUGUUUUGCACCUAUGGAGUCUCAAUGAAGGGAAAGCUGCACAGCUGGUUGGUCAACAGGGAAAAGUUUAUUUUUUUCAUUUUUAAUGGUUUAUAUCUUUGCAUGAACUUGAAGUAUUAUUGACAAUCUCUUCUGUUUUUGAACGACUGACAGUAACCUUCUGUUCACUUCAGAGCGAGCGAACAUUAUUUACCUGCGCUCACCUUUUCUUUGCCAGUUUAUAGUUAUGUAUGGUGUAAUGUUAUUUUGUCAGUCAGCCCAUUUAGCACAAACCUUUUGCUUUGUAGUAAUGGAUUCCAUACAUUCUCAUUUCUUUUGCUGCUUUUGCACCACAGGUAGCUAUAUAUGUAUGAAAACAUACAUGCUUAUACACUAUGAUAUGUAUAUAUAUAAUGUAAAUAUAUAUAAUUCAGUGUCUCUCAAUUGGAGAAACAUUGGAUUUCAUGUAGAUUUACCAUUUUUUGGUUUUUAACUGUACAGUUCAUGGAAUUUGUGAUACCGUGUAGAGUACCAGAAGUUUUGUGAUAAACGCAUUCUUAGUCUGUACUUUCCGCUCUCGUCCAUCUGUAAAUACCGCCUAGUUUUAGCACUCAUUUUAACAUCCUGUGCUGCUCUGUAUAUAAGCACUCUUUGUCUGUAUUGCUUGUCUGUUCAAACAUGUAAAUACAGAAAGAUUUUUUAAGAACAAACUCAACUUCU